GUAUGGGUGCCUCCGCACCGCGGACGCAUCCAGCAGCGCCGUCACACCCGUCGCGCCGCCCCGUCACGGGCGUGGUCACGGUGUGGUCAUGCGGCGGUCACGGCCACGGCCAGGGUCGCGACGCGUGACGGCAGUGACGGGGACAGCACGGCCGUGCAGGUCGCGACGCCGCCAGCGUCGCCAGUUAGCGCGCCGACGUGGCCCGCGACGCCAACCCGAACGACACGAGACGUUGUCGCCGAUCGCUCCGGACCGCAAGCAGCAGCGACCCUUACCGUUCGAUUUAGGGUGGUGUGAUCCCGGACGCGUGUCGGCGAUCGCGCCGUCGACGAGGUGCUCGUGUUCGUCGGCGUGCUGCCGAGGCCGAGGUGAUGCCGUGAGCGGGCGCCGCCGGGCCGCGGCCUACAGCCCCAUGGCGCCCUGGCCGGGAGGGUAGCGCUAUGCCGUGCCGGCGUCGCCACCCCGGGCGCCGCCGCCCCUUCGCAACGCCGCCGCCGUUCACCGCCGCCGUCACCGCCGCAAGGUCGCCGAGAUGGUCGCGGCGGCUGUCGCCGAGGCUGGCGCUGGCCGCCGCGCUGUCGCUGCUCGGCCCGGGGCUGGCCAUCGGCGCGCUGCUGCACGUCAACGACAUCCUCAGCGCCGACCUGCUGCCGGGGACGCUCUUCCUGCGCGAGCAGCAGCCCGUCAACGCCACCCUGGCGGAGCCCAGCGCGCCGCCCUCUUCGCUGCCCCUGCGCGCCGCGGGCCACGGCAGCAGGCCGCGCGCGGGCAACUGGAGCGACGCCUUCCUCACGAUGAACUUCCACAGGCGCAUGAUGAACGAGUACCUGUGCCGGAGCUACGUCGCGGAGCAGAUCCUGGGGGACAUGACGGGCGACGGCGACGAGGGCCCGGCCAGCGCCGCCGCGCUCACGUCCUCGGCGCCCCAGCGGCGCAUCAGCAGCACCCUGGUCGUGGAUAAGGAGGCCGUCGGCAGCCUCCCCGGCCAGGACGCCGCCGACGAGCUCGGGGAGAGGAGCGCCGCGGCGGCCAACGGCUCCGACGCGGACCCGGCCGGCGUCCCGGCGGCGGACGGCGAGGAGGGCGCGCGGCGUCGCGGCGCCGACGAGGCGCGCAGCAACCUGCCGGCGUUCCGGAGGAAGGCGGCCGCGGUGACGUCGGCGCCGGUCGGCGCCCGGGUGGACGACGACCCCCGUCCGAGGCGGCGCCGGCGAAGGCGCCGGCGGCGGAAGCGACGGCGCCGGAAGCGGCCCGGGUACCGUCUGCCGGGCGCCGACCGCACCGACGCCAAGGACAGCAUGCUCGCCGACGAGGGGUCCUCGGCCUACAAGGACUGGCUGGCCAGAACCACCCUGCUCGAGGACAUAUACCGCCACUACGACAACAUCGCGCAGGCCUCCGUCCAGCCCGAGAGCAUCGUGUCGCCGCAGGACAUGGCGACCUUUGAGGGCGGCGAGGUGACGGGGUUCGCGCUGACGCACGCCUCCAGCGCACCCAGCCCGGCCAUCGCGCCCGCCUCCUUCAACCUGCCGGUGUCCGUGCCGGUGCAGCACGCCGGGCUGCCCAGCCUGCACCCGGGGCUCAACCUGGCCUCCUCCAUCAACAGCUUCGCCUCGCCGGCGCUGCCGCCCGCGCUGCCGGCCGCGCCCGCGUACGGCAUCGGAGAGGACAGGAACCCGUUCGAGUACAGCGGCGGCGGCGGCGAGUACCUCGAAGACCACCACGGCCACCACGAGCACCACGAGCACCACGAGCAUCACGAGCACCACGAGCACCCCGAGUACGAGCACCACCACGAGGUGCACGAGAAGGGGCACGGCAAGAUGCUGUCCAUCAAGGACCUGUUCGACCUCGUCCUCACGGCCAUCGCCUUCCUGGCCUUCGGCGCGUUCUCCAUCCACCUCAUCAUGUACCUCAUGAUGAUCCCGAACAACAACAACAUGAUGAUGAUGGAGAUGACUCCGGGCACGGGGGGAGGCGACGGCGGCAACGACAACGGCGCCGGCGAGGCGGAGGGCGGUCGGAGGCGGCGGCGCGCGGCCCGGGUGUCGCCCGGCGCGGCCCGCCCCGCCCAGGCCGUGUCCGUCGAGGUGCUGAACCGCGCGGCGCAGCGGGUGCUCGCCUCCAUCGACGCCGCCAUGCUGGUGUACCAGGGCCCCCGCCGGCGACCCGCCGGCCGGUCGCUCGGGGUCGCCGCCGAGGAGCCGGUCGCGGACCACCGGGACUGCCUGCACCGGGCGCUCUGCAGGCACAACCGCUUCUCCAGGACAGUGGAGGGGCCCUUCAGGCUGUGGCUGCCCAUCUGGAGUGUCGGGCUGAGCUGGGUGGCUGGCCGCCUGGCCCCGGGGGCGUCGACGCCGGCCUCGGCCACCCUGGACAACCUGCGGGCCUCGCUGCUGGGGCUGGGCAACGCCCGCUGCGCCGCCAUCUUCCCGCGGUGCGUGGGCGCCCCGCACGCGCAGCGCCACGAGGAGCCCGACGGCCCGCUGCCGCCCCCCGGGGCCCGGCCGACGGGGCGCCCUACCGCCCCCGACCAAGCCACGGCCGCCCCCGCGACGGCCGCCCCCGCCACGGCCGCCCCCGCAGGGCCGCCACCGGGGAUCAUCCACCCCGCGUUCAGCAACCUGCCCAAGAUCAUCACCAAACGGCCGCUGGCGGCCCCCGCGGCCCCCGCGGCCCCCGUCGGCCCCGAGGCCCCGCCGCGCUUCACCGCCAUCGGCGUCAAGACCAACAAGGGCAGGCGGAGGCACCGCGUCCGCGGCGGGCCGCACUCCAGCGCGCGCACGCGCCCGCAGCCCGCGCACGGCCAGGGCUGACCAGCGAACACUCUAUUCACGCUUCACUUUAACUUUAAUAAAUAGGGUUAUUACGACGACGGCUUGUUCAACUGAACCGAAGACGUAAUAAUAUUUCCCGGGCGGACCAUGCAGGCCAGACGGCCGCAGCUGUAACGAAAUGUACAAAGAAAAUUGUAAAAAAAAACCAACAAAGUUUACUUGCCAUAUAAACAAAUAUAUCCUUCUCUUUUAUGGGUUAGAAAAGUGAGGCUUCUUACGCAGCAUCUCACGGGGAAAACGGGUGUCUGUGUAUAGGAAUGGGUAGAGGGGGAAAUCUGCUAGGUAUACUGCGCAGCCUGUAAAUAAAGAUGUAAAUCAUCAACACCA
Frankliniella occidentalis (western flower thrips) is the source of this 3164-nucleotide messenger RNA. RefSeq lists its product as uncharacterized. NCBI's taxonomy places the organism in Eukaryota, Metazoa, Arthropoda, Insecta, Thysanoptera, Thripidae. The transcript is spliced from 7 exons. Bases 441 to 2816 code for a protein of 791 amino acids. The record is from RefSeq and is a predicted model, not a curated record.